AUGUUCAAUCGCCCCCAACCUGUUAGCGGACGUUCCGGACACCAAUCGGCCUCAUUGUACAUCUUCGUACUAACUGCCGCACCCGGACGACACCACCCCAUGCCCCCGUCAACCUCCGCCUCGCCCCCAACGCGGGCAGUCAACACUGACCGCACCCAUGAACUCUCAUUGCCAUCUUCCUCCAUCGCCUCAACAUCUACUGCGACAGCUCCUGUACCCACCACACACCGACGCUACAAGGACACAUUGAAGAAUUCUCUUAAAGAAUUGCAUAUAAAUCCAGAGACCUGGGAGGUCCUCGCCCAGAACAAACCGGCCCGGAGAAGAGAAGUGAAGACUAGCCUUGUCAUCCAUGCAACAAAUCGGAUCGUCGCCGCCGAAACCAAACGAGAGGCUCUCAGAACGCAAGUGCCUCGCCUCCUCAAUGUCAACCACUCGCCGCUUCCAACAUGCCCGCGCUGCCACCGCAUAAUCCACUCGCGAAUCGGUCUGCCAGGCCACCUUCCAACACAAUACACCAUCAAUUCGACAACGUCUGCUUCGUUCCUACCGCAAACCCGCGCCGAACGGAGCCUCCGUCACCUCUAAUCGCAAUGUCGCCGUCCCGCCGCCGCCGCCGCAGCCGCCGCCGUCGCCGCCGCCGCCACCAUCCGCCCUGCCUCAACCCCUGUAUCGGCCACAGCGACCAGCAUCACCACCCCCCGACUUCCCACACGUCCCCACCGAUGGGGCGACGUCUGACGUCCUACCACCUCCUACGAUCACCACUAACACUCCACCUCCAGCGACGUGGACUCGGUUCAUACCUGUCCUCUUUGCGAUCGCACAUUCCCCUCACAAAUCGGCCUGGUCGGUCGCUUGCGAACCCAUCGCAUAG
This is a messenger RNA of Spirometra erinaceieuropaei, 877 nucleotides long. The record is from the annotation of a GenBank genome assembly. NCBI's taxonomy places the organism in Eukaryota, Metazoa, Platyhelminthes, Cestoda, Diphyllobothriidea, Diphyllobothriidae.